CACAGCACUUCACAGCAUCUCCAACAGCAUGAUAAAGGUCCUGGUGAUGGUGGUGGUGGCGGUAACAGCCUCAGCCCUGCCCUGGUCACCCUACAAGCCUACACCCGAUGAAAAGGAUCCCAGGCCCUACCAGUAUUCCUACGGCGUGAAGGAUGCGCUGGCUAAUACGCGGUUCGGAAAGACAGAGGAUUCAAACGGACAGGUGGUGAAGGGACAGUACUUCGUGGCACUACCUGACGGGAGGCUGCAGACGGUGGAGUACGUGGCAGACCCCCAGUUCGGAUACAAGGCCCAGGUGAAGUACAAGGGGCAGGCCAGGUACCCCUCGCAUCCGUCUUCACCUGCCCCCGUUAAAAAGUCAACAAAGAACCACCGAACGAGGAAUUACGAACCGCCAACCUCUUACCACUCCACCACGACCUCCUACCUCGGUUCACUGACGGGAUACACCGAACCAGAAGCCAACAGUGAACCGGAAACGAACCGGGAACCAAAACCGGGCUACCAUGAACCAGUAUUUGUUGAUCAUGAACCGCUGCUACCACUGCCUCGACCUAAACCCCUAUACAGUGAACUUAAACCCCCUUACCACUUACCGGAACCGAACUACCAUGAACUACGGGUACAUAAUCGACCAGAACCAGCGUACCAUGGACUGGUGCCAAAUUACAAUGAACCGCUGCCCCUGAGCCCCGUAGAACCAUUAUACUACCCCAAAGACCUCCCGAACCUGUCCCCAGAACCGGUUUACAACGAACCACUGGAGAAACUUGAACCGGGAGUGACUUACGUGGAUAAAGAACCGGUGUAUAAGGAACCGGUGGUAGAUUUUCGUAAAGUUCUGGCUAUUUCGAACGAACCGGACAGAACCAAGGGUGAACCGACUCUCUCACCCUACACAGAUAUAUUUCCACCCUAUUUUUGAGAGAGAGAGAGAGAGAGAGAGAGAGAGAGAGAGAGAGAGAGAGAGAGAGAGAGAGAGAGAGAGAGAGAGAGAGAGAGAGAGUGUUAUAGGUAGACAGACAGUUUAAUGUAGUUGUUGUUGUUGUUGUUAUUGAUGUUGUUGUUAUUGUUGUUGUUAUUGUUAUUGUUGUUGUUGUUGUUGUUUAUAUAUUACUGUACUUAUAUAUUAUUUUGUAUUUUUAUAUAUAUAUUUUUUUUUAUUACAACAAAGAAAAAAAAUAUCC
This is a messenger RNA of Scylla paramamosain (green mud crab), 1187 nucleotides long. RefSeq lists its product as uncharacterized. Bases 29 to 925 code for a protein of 298 amino acids. Gene Ontology annotation, cellular component: extracellular matrix. The transcript is spliced from 4 exons. NCBI's taxonomy places the organism in Eukaryota, Metazoa, Arthropoda, Malacostraca, Decapoda, Portunidae. The record is from RefSeq and is a predicted model, not a curated record.